AUGGUCAACUCCUGUUGUGACUCUGUGUGCUCUGACCAGGGCUGUGGCCUAGAGAACUGCUGCUGUCCCAGCUGCUGCCAGACCACCUGCUGCAGAACCACCUGCUGCCGCCCCAGCUGCUGUGUGUCCAGCUGCUGCAGACCGCAGUGCUGCCAGUCUGUGUGCUGCCAGCCCACCUGCUGCCGCCCCAGCUGCUGCCAGACCAACUGCUGCAGGACCACCUGCUGCCGCCCCAGCUGCUGUGUGUCCAGUUGCUGCCGCCCCAGCUGCUGUGUGUCCAGCUGCUGCAGGCCCCAGUGCUGCCAGUCUGUGUGCUGCCAGCCCACCUGCUGCCGCCCCAGCUGCUGCCAGACCACCUGCUGCAGGACCACCUGCUGCCACCCCAGCUGCUUUGUGUCCACCUGCUGCCGCCCAACCUGCUCUAGUGGCUCUUGCUGCUGA
Molecule: messenger RNA, 441 nt
Organism: Pongo pygmaeus (Bornean orangutan)
Lineage: Eukaryota; Metazoa; Chordata; Mammalia; Primates; Hominidae
Product: keratin-associated protein 4-2
Exons: 1
Coding region: 1-441 (146 amino acids)
Cellular component (GO): keratin filament
Source: RefSeq, a predicted model, not a curated record